AUGUUAUGGGCCGAUCAAAUCGGCAUUAAACGUCAUGGCGUUACUGUUUCCGAAUGCGACGAAGUCGGCGGUUUAGGGCUACAGGCUUCGAAAGAGAUCAAGGAAGGAGACAGGUGUGUGACAGUGCCGAGACAUGCCAUGAUUUCUGUUGAUCUCGCGAGAAAAUCCGCAAUUCUCAAGAAGCUGUUUGAAAGCGAGGUCAUUGUCCAGAACAUGGCGAAUGUCGGUCUGGCUCUUUUCAUCUCCGCCCAUCGAGUAAAAUCUGAUUCAAAAUGGGCGCCGUAUCUCAACGUGCUUCCUAGUUCCUAUACAACUCCGUUGUUUUAUUCGGAAGAAGAGUUGCAGCUUCUGAAACCAUCUCCAGUCUUCGAAGAAGCUCUUCUGUUCUACCGCACUGUUGCUAGGCAGUUCGUUUACUACUUACUUAUGGUCGGUCGUAACGACGUCUAUGACAAUACAAGUCGUAGAGAACGAGCGGGAGCUCAGCCUCCAUUGCUGUACAACUCUCCUUUUACUGUGGACAACUUCACCUUUUCACUGUAUAGAUGGUCCGUUGGAACGGUGACAACGCGAAUAAACCUAAUCCCAAGUGAGACAGCCAGAGCUCCUGAUGGUACCAAGAAAAUGGUACCGGCACUCAUCCCUAUGCUAGAUAUGGCGAAUCAUGAAGUGGUGAUGGGAACUGAAGAUCUAGGAGAAGCCGUUUCCUACUGUUCUGAAAGUGACUGUGCAGAGAUACUUGCCACAAAGAAUGUGGCACCUGGUCAAUGGGUGAGCAUGUUUUAUGGUAGGCGAUCUUCUGCUGAUCACUUGCUGCACAAUGGUUUCGUGCCCGCUGGCGAAAAUCCUUUCGACAGUUACAAGCUGAAAAUCAGUCUGGGACGAUCAGAUAAGAACUUCAAAGAGAAACAAAAGUUGUUCUCUGAAAUGGGCUUUAGUGAGACUUCAAAUGUUUACCUGUACGAUAUUGGAAUUGGUCCGAGCCCUUUCCAUCCUUCUAUGGAAAAAUUUGCACGGAUCUAUACCUCCGAUAUGCCCGCUAUAGCGAUAUCCGACCCAGCUACUCUGGGUAAGGCUGUCGAAUUUCUCAAAAAUCGUUUCGCUAUACUAGAACGCUCCUAUGGACCUAUAAAUGAAGGCAAAACAUUGAAUGAGAAGAACAUAGCUCUGCUGAAAAAGGCAGAACUCGGGCUAUUUGAAAAAAUGGCGGGCCAA
Cooperia oncophora is the source of this 1215-nucleotide messenger RNA. The record is from the annotation of a GenBank genome assembly. NCBI's taxonomy places the organism in Eukaryota, Metazoa, Nematoda, Chromadorea, Rhabditida, Trichostrongylidae.